Molecule: messenger RNA, 1099 nt
Organism: Papaver somniferum (opium poppy)
Lineage: Eukaryota; Viridiplantae; Streptophyta; Magnoliopsida; Ranunculales; Papaveraceae
Product: transcription repressor OFP12-like
Exons: 1
Coding region: 69-776 (235 amino acids)
Biological process (GO): negative regulation of DNA-templated transcription
Source: RefSeq, a predicted model, not a curated record
UCUCUCUUUCUCCCCUAGAUAGACUCUUAUACUGUCCCAUUGCAGAUAUCCAAAGCUGAAGAGAGAAAAUGCCCAGAACUCUCUCCAAAACCAUUCACCAUUACUUCUCAAAGCUCAAAAGACAAACUACUUCAGAAGAUCAUCAUCAAAACCCUACCAAAGCAACAGCAACAACAACAACACCUAACCAAACCCAAGAUGAGCAAAUCUUGAUUAAAAAAAACAGUUAUCCCAAUAAACCUUCGUUCUAUGAUAUUCUAUCCGCACCAAAAUCCCUCACUCCCACACCCACAACAUCAACUCAUGAUUUCUCUUCUUCAGAUCAUUCUGACACCGAAACAAGUGCAGCAGCGCCAGAUUUCGCAACAGUUUUUAACUCUCGACGUUUCUUCUUUAGUUCACCGGGCCAAUCUAACUCUAUUAUAGACUCUGGUAGAUUCUCUUCCAAUGAGUCUGUUAAGUGUAGUCAACCAGAAUCCGGCUCAUUAAUAAUCAGCAGAGGUAUUCCAAUUCAAACAUACUCUCCAGAUCCUUACAUGGAUUUCAGAAGAUCCAUGCAAGAAAUGGUUGAAGCUACAGAGUUUUCAGAUGUUAGAGCUGAUUGGAAUUACUUGCAUGAGUUACUGCUAUGUUAUCUUGCUUUGAAUCCAAAGCAUACUCAUAAGUUCAUUAUGGAUGCUUUUGCAGAUCUUCUUGUUUGUCUUAUGACAUCAUCAACUGCUCCUUCUACUCCGACCAGUAACAUAAGAUUUCACGGUGUUCGUCGUUUAUUAUAAAUGUCAAUCAGUAGCAGAGAGUUUUACUGGACUUGUCUGUUAUGUUCUUACAGUUAUAAUUUUUGUAUGUAGCAGCACUUGAAAACAAAAGAAGUAAAAAGUUGAUUAAAUGUGUAUCAUAGUAACUUUAUUAAGUCAUUUGAUACUAAUUAUUAAUUAGUACUACUAAACUCUCUUUUUCUUUUAUCUUUAUUGAUAAUUGUUUUUCUUUUGAGUAUUAUUCAGUUGGUUGGGGCAGAUGGGUGCCAUUUCUUAGAUUUGUAGGUUCUGUUUGUCUUUUAUGUAUUGAGAAGAUAUUGCAGACUUUAUUCUACCCGACUGUU